Molecule: messenger RNA, 651 nt
Organism: Geodia barretti
Lineage: Eukaryota; Metazoa; Porifera; Demospongiae; Tetractinellida; Geodiidae
Source: the annotation of a GenBank genome assembly
AUGCCGAAUACGUUCGUGAAGUGGAGUGCGGCACUGCUCGGUACAUUCGUUGCCGGGACGUUCUUCCAGGUCGCGAGGAUCGCCUUUGGGCGUUAUCUGGAGUUGGUGUGGCAGAAUUAUAGCGACAUCUACGGUGCGCUGGCGAUGCUGGUUAUCUUUGCUAUCUGGACAUACGUGGCGUGGGUGGUGAUCCUGCUCGGUGCGGAGGUCUCGAAUUCUGUCCAGCAUUUCCGUCAGCAGGACCUUGUGCGCGAGCGGUUUCGCUAUGAGUCCAACGGCUAUCUGAACGCUGCUGGUGUGAUUACGUUGUUUCUGAUCGUUGCGGAACGUUUUGCGAAGGGUGAGGGUGCGUGUUUGGCGGAGGAGGUUGCUGCGCGUUCGGGUGUUUCAGCAGAGGUUGUGCAUCAGAGUUUUGAACGGUUCAAGGCGGCGGGGUUAAUCUAUGAGGUUGGCGGGGAUACGGAUGGGUAUCUCCCGGCGCGUGCGUUAGCGGAUAUUACACUGGCGGCGGUUGUGGAUGCGGUUGAGGGUGAGAUGACAACACAUUUUGCGCAGGGAAUGUCGUCUGAGUCGGGCGGGCGCGUGUUGGGGACGCUCCAGCAGUCGCAGCGGGACUGUUUGGAGCAGGUUACGGUCGCGUCGUUGUUGUGA